Messenger RNA from Paramecium pentaurelia, 905 nucleotides. The record is from the annotation of a GenBank genome assembly. NCBI's taxonomy places the organism in Eukaryota, Ciliophora, Oligohymenophorea, Peniculida, Parameciidae.
AUGAAAAAUAAUAUAUAAAGAACAUCAAAUCAGUAUUAAGUUAAUGAAAAAAAAAAAAAUUCUAGAAAUGAAAUGAUGAAUUAGAAAUAAAAAUAAUGUGAUAAGCUAGAAUAACUUUAAGAUUAAGCUUUAAUAUAGUAUUAUAUUUUUGAAGAUUAUUAAAAUUUGAUAAACCUCAUCUAUUCAUUAUAAACUGUAAAUGAUUACUUCAAAGAUGAUCCAAAUAAUGAAAUGGUUAUUUUAUGCAGAAAUAAAGUCAUAAGUUAAUUAAAUUUAUCAAAUACUAUUCAUUAAGAUAUAUAAGAAACUUACAAAGAUUCAAAAUAUCAAUAAUUCAUUACUAAAGAAAAAUAAAAAGUUAAGGAGAUGGUCUCUCAUUUGCCACCUAAUGUUCAAGAUUCAAUCUAUCUCGAAAUGUAUAAACAGAAUAGUUUAUCAGAAAAAAUUAUUAGUUCAUAUUAGCGUCUUGAAAAGAUGGACAUCACUCCUAAUUUUGAUAACUAAGUUGUAUCUCAAAUUUUUUCUUCUAUGCAACUUAUUGACCAAAAGGUCAACCAAAUAUAAUCAUAGAACCACUACACAGUCCCUUCAUAUAAUGAUGUCAUAGAGAAAGCAAAGUAUUUAUGAUCAAUAUUUUAAGGCAAUAUUAAAAUCUUACAUUACAAAAACUAGAAGUUUCUAUUCCUAAAGGAUAGUUACCAUAAUCUUAAAAAUCUGUUUAAAAGAAGGAAUUAUAAGGCGUAUAAUAAAUCGUAAGGAGUUAAUCAUGCGAAAAUCUCUCUUCAAAAUUCUAAUAACAAAUCCAAACUUAAAAUCAAUAAUCUAAAUAAUAAUCUAAUGAAAAUCAUUAAAAGGAAAAGUAAAUCAAUCACUUGAAAGGCCUUGUAAAUUUGGGUAAUUAUUGA